AUGGGAGGGAGAGAGGAAGUGAAACUGUUGGGAACAUGGUACAGUCCGGUCGUGUUACGAGCAAAGAUAGCUCUUCAUCUCAAAUCGGUUGAUUAUGGUUACGUUGAGGAAGAUUUGUUCGGAUCCAAGAGUGAGCUUCUUCUCAACUCGAACCCGGUUCACAAGAAAGUCCCGGUUCUCAUCCACAACGGUAAACCGGUUUGCGAGUCUUUUAACAUCGUUGAUUUGAAUACAUCGAUGAGACGUGGAAAUCAUCUGGACCGUCCAUUCUUCCUUCUCAUCCUCAUGAUCGAGCUCUCGCUCGCUUCUGGUCUGCCUUCGUUGAUGACAAGUAUUUCCACUCAAAUUGUUUCCCUCUCUCGUGGUCAUUGGUUUCCGGCUUUGAGAGCGGCGGAAAUCACAAAAUCGGAAGCUACAAAAGCAAAAGGCAUGGAAGAAGUGGAAGAAGGGUUGUUGCGACUUGAGGAUGUGUUUGUUGCCAUAAGCAAAGGUAAAUCCUUUUUUGGUGGUGAAGAGAUUGGGUUCAUAGACAUUUGCCUCGGAAGUUUUUUGGUUCUCUUGAAAGCUAAAGAGAAGCUUAAUGGAGAAAAGCUUUUAGACGAAUCAAAAACUCCUUUUCUUUGUAAAUGGGCCGACAUAUAUUUGUCCGAUGAGAUGGUGAAGAAUGUGGUGCCAGAGAUCGAUAAAGUCGCUGUGAUUUGGGAUUAUGAUCACCAUUGUAAAUUGAGAUUGAUCACAUGGCCAGCCAGGCCACUUUGGUAG
Molecule: messenger RNA, 762 nt
Organism: Camelina sativa (false flax)
Lineage: Eukaryota; Viridiplantae; Streptophyta; Magnoliopsida; Brassicales; Brassicaceae
Source: RefSeq, a predicted model, not a curated record